UUAGUUUGCUUUACUUUAUUUUGUAUAAAAAUUUAUACUAAAUUGAUAGUAUCAGUUGGUAAGCUGCAUGCAGAACAUUCUAUAUAAAUAACGUUGAUUAACAUCAAGUUAAACAGUUAAACGAGGCUAUUCGCCUGGUCAAAUAAUUGGACCGGCCAGCUUAUAUAAUUCAAAAACCGGAUGACUCUAUAUAGCAGAUCUGUGCGACGUCUGCUUGACAGUUGGCCUGGUAAGCGGCGCUUUGGCAUCUAUCGGUUUCUGCCGAUAUUCUUUGUUCUGGGCGCGGCUCUGGAGUUCUCCAUGAUCAACUGGACCGUAGGCGAGACAAAUUUCUAUCGCACGUUCAAGCGCAGACAGGCGAAAAACUACGUGGAGGAUCAACUACAACAGCAGCAGCAGCAGCAACAUCAACUACAGGAACCGAUUUAAUCAUGCCCGCCGGAGUCUCGUGGG
Molecule: messenger RNA, 453 nt
Organism: Drosophila navojoa
Lineage: Eukaryota; Metazoa; Arthropoda; Insecta; Diptera; Drosophilidae
Gene: sloth1
Product: sloth 1
Source: RefSeq, a predicted model, not a curated record